Molecule: messenger RNA, 913 nt
Organism: Brassica oleracea var. oleracea
Lineage: Eukaryota; Viridiplantae; Streptophyta; Magnoliopsida; Brassicales; Brassicaceae
Product: putative protein TPRXL
Exons: 9
Coding region: 10-669 (219 amino acids)
Source: RefSeq, a predicted model, not a curated record
UCUUCCAAAAUGCCUAGAAAACGACACGAAGAAAGAUCCUCCUCCUCUUCUUCCUCCUCCUCUAGCUCGUUUCCUCGAACUAAAAGCUCUCCAUCUCGCCCUCGCGCAUCAUCUUCAAGCAGCCGCUCUACUAGUAGUAGUAGUGGCAGAUCUUCUCCUCGCCCUCGAUCAACAGCUUCACACAGCCCAUCUAUUCAUACUGAAAGAUCUUCUCCACGUCCUUCAAGCUACAGUUCACCUCCUAAGACUGAAAGAUCUACUCCACGCACUGCAAGCUACACUCCAUCUCCUCAGACUGCUAGUCAUGACUCCCACUCGAGCGAAAAUACUAGUAACGAUCAUGGCUUCUUCUCGAGGGGACGUAGUAGUAGUAGUGAUGAUGAUUAUGACUUCUUCUGGAGGAGACGUAGAAGUAGUAGUGAUGAUGAAGGGAUGUUUUCUGGUUUCAUAGACGAAAUUAAGGAUGCUAUAGAAAACUACCGAGCCUCUAAGAAAGACCCUGUAGCAGCAGCAGCCGAAGUUGCAAGUACCAGUGGUUCUAUUGCAUGUGUCACUCAAGCCAAAGCUUUCCAAGAUUGCCUCGACGAGUUUGAAACAGACAUCAGUAAAUGUCAGUCGUUGAUGGACAUGUGGUGUAAGUGCAAGAAGAGUUCCAAGCCAACCAUCUAAUUCUUAUUUGCAAGUUACCAAACAGUUCUUGAAAUUUGUAUUUAUGAAGAAAAGAACUCUCGCUCAUGGUCUUUUAUCCUUUCUGUAAAGAUUUAGGAUCUUGCAAUUCUCUAUAUGUCAUGCUUUUCAUUUUUGUGUUUGAUGUCAAUAAAGAGAAUAACAUCAAGGGCUUAAAAACUAUUUAACAAAUAUAAAGGUCAAUUAAGAAUAAAUAUAAAGUUUGAGUCCUUCGAUGCAAUUUAUC